AUGAUUGAUGUCGUCGUCGUCGUCGCUGUACCUGGUCGCUCCAUGUCGCUGAGGACCUUGCUUCUCCUCCUAGCUUCUUCAUGCGCUACCAAGCCUAAGGGAAUUACACAUGCGGAGGUGGCUUUGGGCAUUAAACACUUAAACAUCCCAGCACUCCAUGUACCUCAUCCUCAGAAGUUACAUACUUCCAUAAUCGAUACCUCCCCGCUCUCUUCUGCAUACCUCAUCCUCUGCCUUUGUGUCUCUAAGCGCCAGGUUUCCAAGUACGCAAGUGCACUGCUGGGAACCUUGCCUCGAUCCAAUGGAUUCUCAGGUUCCGCAAUCACAAAGGCUGCGUAA
Molecule: messenger RNA, 339 nt
Organism: Colletotrichum lupini
Lineage: Eukaryota; Fungi; Ascomycota; Sordariomycetes; Glomerellales; Glomerellaceae
Exons: 2
Coding region: 1-339 (112 amino acids)
Source: RefSeq, a predicted model, not a curated record